ACACCCGGAAGUAAAUCUCCUCAGUUCACUAGCAGAGCCACGGAGCACAAUUGUGUUUGUUUACGCAUUACAUUAAUUACGUUUUUAAAAUAAUAUAUAUAUAAAGAUUUAUUUAUUCUGCAAGGCGAAGAUGCAAAGCUACGACAAAGCGUCUCUCAGCUCGGGGUCCGGACCCGUGACAGACAACAGAGGGAGCGAUGGAUCGUUAGUAGCCGUACUGAAGACGUUGCUGUUUUUCACCAUCCUGAUGAUCACUCUCCCCAUCGGACUCUACUUCGCCUCCAAAAAGUAUUUGUUCGAAGAAUCUCUGGGUUACUCCAGCAACGACAGCUACUUCUACGCCGCCAUCUUGGCCGUCGUAGCCGUGCACGUGGUCCUGGCGCUCUUCGUUUACGUGGCCUGGAAUGAAGGACCGCGGCAGUCGAGGGAAGGAAAGCAGGACUGAGAGAUAGGAAAGAAGGGGAAAAAAGAGGAUUAGGAGAGGUAGAGAGAGAGAAUGAGAGAGAAACUAGAUUUUUGAUUCUGUUAGAAAAAACGAGAGAGAGGGAGGGGAGUGAAACACGCAGGAGACUUCUGAUGCCGCGAAAACACAUGUAUACAUGCACGUGUACCUACAAGAUCAGAGGUCGGAGGUCACUAUGAAGCCUGAGGAGUGUGUGUGUAUAGUGUGUUGUGGAAAAUGUAGGAGGUUUAACAGGUUCCUCUGGGGAAAGCUUUGAUGUUCUGUGUAAAACUGUACAACACGGCGUUUCCUCCUCACGAAGGAGGCGGAGAACCCGUAAUUAUCACGUGAACCUUUAAAGAAUCCUCAGACAUUCUUGGUUCUUUGGAUAAUUACGAGCUCCAAUAAGAACCCACUGUUGAACGCUUUUAAGGUUUUUCCCAGAGGAACAACCCAAGAAACUUUUUAAGAGUGUAAGUUCAGGAACCUCGUGGAACGAGAAAGGAAAAACAAUCCAACGUGACCUGUUUAUUGCUGUCUCAGAACGCACAGCUUCUCGUGUGUAUACACAGGACAUUGUUGUUUAGAGUCGAGACAUUGAUUAAAACUAGACAGGGACGGAUCUCCACGUAGCAUCACACACACACACACACACACACACACACACCCCGACUCUGAAACCAGAUGUUCUCACCUGUAAUGCUUUUGAACUAGCGCUUAAAAGCGUCAUCUUCACCGAGCUCGUUAAAUCCCGUUUCACGUGUCGAGUUUCGGCUUUUUCUCCUCCUCCUGUGCAGCGAGUUCGAUUUUUCACGUGUUUUAGACCCGUGCUGAACGCCACGGUUAUAACGUGGUGUACGCUGUUAAAUUAUUCUUAUCGUUAUUAUCAAUUAACUAAUAGCCAAUGUUUUAUAUGAUGCUUAUGGAGCUCCAGAAGGGACCUUUUCGAAAAUAAAUAAAUUUAAGCCUUGAAACAGAAAUUCGCACGUGGUCAUUUUUCUUCUAAGGAAACGAGAAAGCAACACAACGAGUAAGUAACGCGCACACGAUAACGAUACGUCACACGUGACGUAUACACCGCGUGAAAACGGAAAAUUCUCUCCUGCGCACACAAACUAACCCUGACCUGCCUAUUUAUUUAUUUAUUUUUGCGAACGUCCCUUCAGGAUCUCUGUAGAUUAAACGUCCGUCCUCGAGGAAAUCAACUCGCCGAUUUAAAUAAAUAAAUGUAUUUAAUCGAAACAUUUUUCGUUUAAAGGGAAAAAAAAUCUACAUGCAGCUGUAAUAAAAACCGUUUCGAGA
Ictalurus punctatus (channel catfish) is the source of this 1744-nucleotide messenger RNA. RefSeq names its product vacuolar ATPase assembly factor VMA21 (gene vma21). Gene Ontology annotation, cellular component: endoplasmic reticulum membrane. Gene Ontology annotation, biological process: vacuolar proton-transporting V-type ATPase complex assembly. Lineage: Eukaryota; Metazoa; Chordata; Actinopteri; Siluriformes; Ictaluridae. The record is from RefSeq and is a predicted model, not a curated record. The coding region runs from base 131 to 445 and encodes 104 amino acids. The transcript has 3 exons.